This is a messenger RNA of Rotaria sp. Silwood2, 1170 nucleotides long. The record is from the annotation of a GenBank genome assembly. NCBI's taxonomy places the organism in Eukaryota, Metazoa, Rotifera, Eurotatoria, Philodinida, Philodinidae.
AUGAGUGUUACCGCCGAACAAAAGAAUCUUCUUCAAUCAAAUAUAUCCGUGAUCAAGGAACAUGGUAAAGAAAUAACAACGAAAUUCUAUUCUACAAUGUUCAAAGAACAUCCAGAAAUGCGCAAUUUUUUCAACCAGACAAAUCAAAAAACCGGAAAGCAACCUAUGGCAUUGGCACAAACCGUCUAUUAUUUUGUCGAGCAUCUUGACAAUUUGGAUGUAAUGAUACCUCAGAUGGCACGCAUCUCUAGCAAACAUCGCGCCAUUACGGUUAAACCAGAACACUAUCCUAUUGUCGGCAAGUAUUUAUUGCAAGCAAUCAAAGAACAUAUGGGAGACAAAGCGACACCUGAAUUAAUGGCUGCAUGGCAAGCUGUGUACGAUCUUAUUGCAGCAACCUUCAUAAAAUUGGAGAAGGAAUUGUACGCCAAACUUGGCAGCGAUGAACGCGAUAAAGGUUUCGUUCCAUUCACUAUUGUCAAGAAAGAACCCAUCGCAAGUGGACCGAUUUAUGCUAUAACAUUGGAACGUCAUGAUGGUGGAAAAUUGUUUGAUUAUCAUUCUGCACAAUAUGUUACAAUACGCGUCGAAAAAGGUGGCGUACUUCAUCAUGGACACUACCCUCUGAUUGAUCCAUGUAAUGGUGACACUUAUACUGUGGCUUUUAAACAAGGAAAUGAUCUUGAUCAGAACAGCAUUGUCUCGGAAGAAAUUAUUCGCCACCAUGCAGUUGGCAGCACAAUUUUACUCUCAUCUCCUGCUGGUAGUUUUUCACUCGCCAAGGAUGGCAAACAUCAUUUAUUUGUUAGUGGUGGUAUCGGUAUUACUUCUUUCAUGGCAAUGAUCCAAGAAUUGAACCAACAAGGAAAAGCUGAUUCGGUAUCAUUAAUUCAGUGUGUACGAACCUUAGAACAUGCUGCGUUUGCCGGAAGAUUAUAUAAAAUUCUUUCAAAAAAGCAUUACUUAAUCUUGACUCAAGAAGAACCAAUUUCAAAGACCCAUCUCGAAGAAAAGUUACAUCCAGACACACAUGUCUACGUGGCCGGUUCGGAAGUGUUUCUGUCUAUGGUCGAAAGUGCUCUCGCUGGAGUUUCUCAUCCGAAAUCUCAAAUUCAUAUGAGAUCAAUCGAGCCAACACUUCGUAUAUUAGAAAGUAUUGGUCACAAGUAA